AUGUCGUCAAAAAGUGUAUCUUUAAUAUCAAAUCAGACAUUUUUAGCUAAAUUUUUAUCUCUGGAUCAGCCAAAAGACAAGAUUCAAGUGACGUAUGUCUAUGAAUAUCCGGGUAAUCGAGACAGCGAUGGUCACUAUUAUCCACAAUUAUGUGCCAAAACUAAAGUUAUUGAUUUUGUACCCAAUAAUGUCAAUGACUUACCCGUUUGGUGCAGCGGUAGUAUGUAUUCAUUCAAAGAAGAAGUAUAUAUGAAACCGGUCCGCAUAUAUAGCGAUCCAUUCAGAGGUGGUAAUAAUAAACUAGUGUUGUGUGAGACCUAUACUGAUGAGAUGACACCACACCCGGUCAACCAUAGACACAGUUGUAAUGAGUCCAUGAAGAUGGCUAGCGAUGACAAACCGUGGUUUGGCUUUGAACAGGAAUACAUAUUAUUGGAUGGAAACACUAACCGACCUUUGGGUUGGCCUAAAGGAGGUUAUCCUAAACAUCCCACAGAACUCGAUGUCAUAUAUUUUCAAGGAAUUGGUGCCAACCGUGUCGUCGGUCGAGAUGUAGUCGAGGCUCACUUCAGGGCCUGUCUUUACGCCGGCGUUAACAUUACAGGCGAGAAUGCAGAGGGAUUACUGGCUCAAUGGGAAUAUCAGAUCGGUCCGUCUGAAGGCAUACUUCUCGGUGAUGAUGUAAUGAUGUCGCGAUAUAUAUUGCAUAGAGUGGCAGAAAUGUUAAAUAUUGUCAUAACAUUUGAUCCGAAACCGGUUCCGGGUUGGUUUGGUUCGGGCGGACACAUGAACUUCAGUACGGCUGGAAUGCGGGCAAAGGGUGGCAUUACUCAGAUUGAUAGUGCCGUUGAUAAACUGUCCAAAAGACACGCACAUCAUAUUAAAGUAUACGAUCCCCGCGGAGGACUUGACAAUCAACGACGACUUCAGGGCGCAGCCUUCACAUCAAAAAUAGAUGACUUUACUUCAGGAGUGGCCGACAGAUCAACAAGUGUGCGAAUCCCCAAACAGGUGGCUCAGGCAGGCUGUGGAUUCAUUGAGGACAGACGUCCCGCUUCUAACUGUGAUCCCUAUCAAGUGACCGAAGCGUUGGUCCGAACGUGUUGUCUAAAUGAAUGA
Molecule: messenger RNA, 1119 nt
Organism: Oppia nitens
Lineage: Eukaryota; Metazoa; Arthropoda; Arachnida; Sarcoptiformes; Oppiidae
Product: glutamine synthetase-like
Exons: 2
Coding region: 1-1119 (372 amino acids)
Cellular component (GO): cytoplasm
Molecular function (GO): glutamine synthetase activity
Source: RefSeq, a predicted model, not a curated record